AUGUACACCCCGACCCCCCACCCGCGGUCGGCGACACGCCCCUCCUCACGGCCUAAGGCGAAGGUGAUGGCCACGUUCUGCGCCUACCAGCCUGAUCAGCAGAAGAGCCGUCGACGCACAAGUCGGAGGGAAAAACGGCGGCUAGAGGCGGUGUAUCUCGAGAGCCCGACGCCGGACAAGACGCUGAUCACAACGCUGGCGAAGGAGUUGAACAUGGAGCAGCAAACUGUGAGGAUUUGGUUUCAGAAUAGGCGAGCGAAGGCAAAAAAGCUAGACCAACGGAUGAUGCAGUCAAAGGGCUCUGCGUCCCUGCCCAGCCCUCAAGAGGUCGACGAACAUUUCCAUCCUGAGACUCCCGACGGCCAAUCAUUCCGUCCACAUUGUGGCUUAGACACACCCGAGCAGUUGAAUCCAACUUCACCAGCGUAUUUAACCGAGUCCUCUGAGCCUCAGCCCUCCAUGACUACUUCUACGUCCUCCCCCGUGGACUCACUGUCCGACCAGAUCCCCGGUCCGUCUCGCAUACCCACUUCGGUGCAACCUCUCGCGCGACUCCCGACGCACUCAAUGCCCGUACCCAUGUCACACAACGAUGCGCCCCGCCGGACGUCACUCCCCAACUUUCGUAGCAGUGUCCUUGUUAGCAGUUACAGCGCGUCUCCCUCCUCCUCGACCAACGCCGCGUACGCCCUACACCCACACUACUCUCCAUCUACAUCGGAACGCGACCACGGCGACAUGCCCAGCUUCUCAUGUGCCGAGGCAGGCGGAUUCCUACCGUCCCACCGGCGCUCAGCGCAUACGCUUACACACAUAGAGCGGCUCUCCAGCAAUCCGUACGCAAAGAUAGUGAAACAGUGCAAUACGAACCUAUACGGCGACUUCGGUGCGCUGUUUGCACGGCACUACUCGUUCGACAGCGGCCGUGCGGCCGAGCCUCCAUAUGUGCUGUCGGUGCGCGAUGUCGGUGCCCCUCCUCCCGGUCCCUUACCUGCACCCGACUACUGUUUUGGCGCGCCCUACGCCGGAGAGCGGCCGCCAACACCCGCGUUGGCCCCGCAGUCUGCGCAGUCACCUAUUGUGCCGUACGCGCUGGAGUCGGGCAAGGAUGGGUCUCGCAAGGAAGACGAGUACGACGUGUAUGAGCACGGUGUACGACUCCCGCCUCCGUACCCGUAUGAGUUUAGCGCUCUUCCGAGUGGGCCGGGUCUGCGCUUUGGCAGCAUGGCAAGUGUAGGCGGGAGCGAGUCGAGCUUAUCUUCUGCUUUCUAUUCGGAGAGCAGCUCGGGGAACCGGUGUGGCUGGGAGAAUGCCGCUAUGAACGAGAAUGGGCGGAGGGCUAGUACUGAAUCACACUUCCUGCGGCGCGUCGCUGAGCUUACCGUUGACCCGACCCGCAUUUACAAUGUCCACCCUAACUCAGUGCCUUCUUCGCGACGGCCGAGUCAAGUACUAGUGACCUGCCUCAUGUCCGGAGAACAGUCACACUCUCACGCAUCGACCGUCGUUGAAGGCGGCCCGCUGCACCAGCCCGAGCCUUCUCUACCUGGUACGGGCGUUGCUCUACUGCAGCGCCACAGCAGCUCACUCGCACACGCGCUGGAUUGUCCCGAAGAGCCCAAUCAUCGUGAGCGGUACUCCGUUGGCGACGUCACCUUGUCUUUCCCGCCGGAAUAUACGUUCCCUCAUGUGGUUGGGGAACCUCAAUUGGCGUACGACAUCCCGCCGGAUGCCGAUGCUGCCACCCGCCAGGUCGUGUAUGCUGCGCACGGCGCCGACCACCAAGGUGGAUACGCCGUCCAGGCCCUACAAGAGCACGGCCACCCAUCGCAAUCGCACUCUCAGGUAGCCCCCUUCAGCCGGUAUGCACAUCAAUAUGAUGUGGGCACCGUCGAUGAGCCCCGCGCGGACGACUACGAGGACCUGGACGAGGGCCAGCGCGGUGCGCCACCAAUGUAUAGGACAGGCGCCGUCGAGCUGGAUCAUAUGUGUGUACCGGCGAAUGCGACGUCUGACGCGCUUCAGUUUGUACGUAAGGAUAUCAGAUUAUAUCCAUGA
Molecule: messenger RNA, 2058 nt
Organism: Sparassis crispa
Lineage: Eukaryota; Fungi; Basidiomycota; Agaricomycetes; Polyporales; Sparassidaceae
Exons: 3
Coding region: 1-2058 (685 amino acids)
Biological process (GO): regulation of transcription by RNA polymerase II
Cellular component (GO): nucleus
Molecular function (GO): RNA polymerase II cis-regulatory region sequence-specific DNA binding; DNA-binding transcription factor activity, RNA polymerase II-specific
Source: RefSeq, a predicted model, not a curated record